Messenger RNA from Diatraea saccharalis (sugarcane borer), 760 nucleotides. The record is from the annotation of a GenBank genome assembly. NCBI's taxonomy places the organism in Eukaryota, Metazoa, Arthropoda, Insecta, Lepidoptera, Crambidae.
GUCACUCAUGUCACGCACGUCACUUAGUGGUGCAGUGGUGUCUUUGUGAAAGAAAACGAAGCAUUUAUUUUAAAUAUUGUGAAAAUAAUAAGAUAAAAUAAGAAAACUUGUUGCUAUUUUGCAUUCAGAAUGACUGAAACAUCAGAGGUAGUAAAAAUCAACAAAUGGGAUGGAGCUGCUGCAAAGAAUGCCAUUGAUGAUGCUAUAAGAGAGGUUUUCACCGGAGACCUCAAAUGCAAGGAGAGUUUUGCACUGAUUGAUGGAAGACUUUUCCUGUGCGCACUUGCCGUAGGUGUGGCACUCUAUGCCCUCUUAUGGGACUACCUAUACCCAUUCCCUCAAUCAAGACUGGUUCUCAUCAUUUGUGUGUCAUCAUAUUUCAUCCUUAUGGGGAUACUCACUUUAUACACAACAUUAAAAGAAAAAGGAAUAUUUGUAGUAGCCAAAGAAAAAGUUGGCAACAACACUAGAAUCUGGGAGGCAAGCUCAUAUGUCAAGAAGCACGACGACAAGUACAACCUGGUGGUGGUGAUGCGCGACGCGGGCGGACGGAGCCGUGAGGCUUCCAUCAACAAGUCUUUUGCUAACUUUAUUGACGUUAAUGGCGCUGUCGUACAGAGUGUUGUUGUUACCGAGAUCACCAAACUCUACAAUUCCCUCUCUUCAGAUAAGAAAGAAAAGUAAUUACUUGUUGCUCCGGCACAGUUAUGUUGUUAGGUCUGAGAAAGCAUACGAUUCCAAUAAAUUUUAUUGUAUACAU